Molecule: messenger RNA, 3265 nt
Organism: Danio aesculapii
Lineage: Eukaryota; Metazoa; Chordata; Actinopteri; Cypriniformes; Danionidae
Gene: waca
Product: WW domain containing adaptor with coiled-coil a
Exons: 13
Coding region: 189-1862 (557 amino acids)
Biological process (GO): regulation of autophagy; positive regulation of TORC1 signaling
Cellular component (GO): nucleus
Molecular function (GO): RNA polymerase II complex binding; chromatin binding
Source: RefSeq, a predicted model, not a curated record
GUUUUGGUGUGUGUGUGUGAGUGGGAGAUGGACCGAGGGCGCUUUACUGACUAGCACAGGCGAAGAGCGACUCCAAUAGCCAGAACUAUUGAAAUAACAUACGCGAUCGUGUCGUCGAUAGCCCACUCCUAAAGCAAAAUAAGUCGCCCAUCUUUCGCAUCUACUUCACACACACUAACACGGCAUUGAUGGUAAUGUAUGCAAGGAAACAACCGAGACUCGGCGAUGGGUGCACCGACCGAAGGGAUUCUCAGCCCUAUCAGACUCUUAAGUACUCAUCCAAGAGUCACCCGGAUCACAGACAUGAGAAGAUGCGCGACAGUAAUGAUGCCACCCCACCAUGCAAGAUGCUGCGGAGAUCAGACAGUCCAGACAAUAAACACAUGGACAACACUGGCCAUGGCAGAGCAAAAGCCAUCCAUCCACACAGAGGAAGAGAGCGAGAAGGAGGGACCAGUAUAUCUCCUCAAGAGAACUCCCACAACCACAGCUCUCUGCACAGCUCCAACUCCCAUUCGAAUCCCAACAAAUCAUCAGACACGCCAUUUGAGCCGGCAGAUGAUUGGUCUGAACACAUCAGUUCUUCAGGGAAGAAGUACUACUACAACUGCAGGACGGAGGUGUCUCAGUGGGAGAAACCCAAAGAGUGGCUGGAGAGAGAACAAAGACAGAAGGAGGCAACCAAGACGGCUGCAGUGGUCAACAGUUUCCCUAAAGACAGGGACUACAGGCGUGAGGCCAUGCAGGCUACACCCGCCAGCUUCUCCAGCACUAAGUCUUCGAUUGCCACAGAGAAGCCUUCCUCACUCACACCCUCCUCUUCCUCUGCUGCUGUGUCUGGCUUAAAUAUGGCCAAUUCAGCCAGCAGCACUUCUGGCUCUACAGUUCCUGUUUCUCCAGUGAUGCAGUCACCAGCCCCGCCCACUCUCCUUCAAGACCCCUCCCUUUUACGCCAGCUCCUCCCCGCUCUACAAACGGCCUUGCAGCUGAACAACGCCAGCGUAGACAUGGCCAAGAUCAAUGAAGUUCUCACGGCUGCAGUAACUCAGGCAUCACUGCAGUCCAUUCUCCAUAAGAUCCUGACUGCUGGUCCAUCUGCCUUCAACAUCACAACAUUGCUUUCCCAGGCUACUCAGCUGUCCAACCAAGUAGCCCAACAGUCCAGCCAGUCUCCAAUGUCUCUGACGUCAGACGCUUCCUCUCCUCGGUCGUAUGUGUCUCCCAGAAUCAGCACACCGCAGACCAACACAGCUUCCCUCAAACCGCCUCUCAGCACCACACCAGUCUCCUCACAGACCAAGAUUAACGCUAUGACUGUAAAGUCCAGUUCUCUCCCUCCACCAUCAUCCCAGCAGCCUCUUUCCACAGAAAAACAUCACGACAAUGGCAAUUCUCCACGGACGCUGCAGAGACAGAGCAGUCAGAGAAGUCCGUCUCCAGGUCCGAACCACAUGGGCAGUAACAGCAGCAGCAGUAAUAAUGGUGGUGGAGGAGUUGGUCAAGGACCAGGUGUAGUGAGCGGAGCGAUGCCCCCAGGUUCAGUACCUCCUGGCACAGCCCCUGGCAGAGCAACAUGUUCCUUCACACCCACACUGGCCGCACACUUCAAUGAGAACCUCAUCAAACAUGUGCAGGGGUGGCCCGCCGAGCACGUCGAGAAACAGGCCUCGCGGUUACGUGAAGAGGCUCACACCAUGGGCAGCAUCUACAUGUCAGAGAACUGCACAGAGCUGAAGAACCUGCGCUCACUAGUGCGAGUGUGCGAGAUUCAGGCCACAUUGCGUGAGCAGAGGAUACUGUUUUUGAGACAACAAAUUAAAGAACUUGAAAAGUUGAAGAAUCAGAAUUCCUUCAUGGUUUGAGGAACUCAGGGUUUGAGACGUGGUCUUUGAAACAGGAGGAGAGAGGGAGAGAGAAGGAAGGGGUAGGUGAAUGAGUGGGCCAAACCCAUUUCACGUGUGGCGGAACCCUGGAGAAACAAAGUUCUGUUGCGUUCCGCUCUGGGCCCAGUCUUACAUUAAAAACGAGCUGCAGCGAGGUCUUGCUUGGACUUGAGGGGUGGGUGUUCGGGGAAAGGUCUACCCUUGCCCCGUCCCUGUACAUGUAGAUUAUUUGUAGAUGUUCUUUCCAUGUUGUAAAUAUUUUUUGUAGAUGAAGCCAUGGGAAGCCAUGCCUAUCAAAGCUUUUGACAUCCAAACGUUAAACUAAUCAACACCGAGGCAGACCGGGAUCUCAAGCCAGCGUAUCUAGAACUCUUUUAAAAUGACAUGAUUAAAAAAAACAAGCAAAACAAACAAAGCAAACCAAUGCUCUUCAGUUACGCGAUCGGUGAACCAUUGCCUUGAGCAUGAACCAGACCUGCAUGGAAAAGCUGGACUUAGAGGACCGGGACUUUUUUUUUUUUUCCUAGGACGAUGACGCGCACACUUUGUCUUCUCACAAACAUGCACACGUAUCCACCGGUUAAUUUUUUUUUCUCUCGCUGCAUAUGAAAAAUGGUAGUAAUGCUACAUGGUUAUUUGGUUAGUUUCCGUUUCUUUCUCUGGUUGCACUAGAAUGGUUUUAUUCCCUCACCCCAUGCCUUCUGAGGGGGUUUACAUCAUGCUUGUCCACAAUGGUUCGGUGGUCUCAUACCUGCCCUGAAUGGCCCAGCGAUGCGCCCAGUGCCUGCAUUCAUCUUGGAGAGAACAUAGAAGAGAGAAAGCGAAUCAUCAUUCCUGCAGCUCAACCCAUGUCGUUCUCCUUCCUCACCUGAAGACUGGUUUUCACCCAGAAUCCUUUUUUUUUUCUUUCUAUCUUUUUCCUCUUAAUCUUUCCAGGUUGUUUUAUUUUCUGUACCCUUGUUUUCUUUAAAAAAUUAAAAUAAAAUAAAAAAAUAACUGUACUUUAAAAAAAAAACAAUUAAAAAAAGGAAAUGCGAGUUGCUGUGACGGCUUGCGUUGAAAACCAGAGUUCAUUCCUAUGUACAGUUGCUAAGUAAAGUUAAAUGAAGUUAAAGUUUUAUUAAAGUUGCAGUGAUUACUAGUCUAUCAGAUAUGUUGUAUUCAUAAAUUAUUACCACACAUUUUCCUUUGCACCCUGAUUGGAUGGAACGGGCAUGGGGGUGGGUGGGGGGUUGAGAAAGUGCUACUGGAAAACCGGAAACUGAGGGUCAUCUGAGGACUGGACAUAAGCCAAUUCUGUUAGGCCAGGGUCAGGGCAGGGUCACCUGGGGUCGGAAGGUCAAAUGUGAAAUGUAUGUAUUGUAAUAAACAUGCUAAACAUA